Molecule: messenger RNA, 5799 nt
Organism: Papilio xuthus (Asian swallowtail)
Lineage: Eukaryota; Metazoa; Arthropoda; Insecta; Lepidoptera; Papilionidae
Product: coiled-coil domain-containing protein AGAP005037
Exons: 23
Coding region: 425-5428 (1667 amino acids)
Cellular component (GO): cytoplasm
Source: RefSeq, a predicted model, not a curated record
GUUAUUUUAUAAUGUUUUGUAUAACUUUAGUCUGACACUUAAGUUCCGUUGUAAGACAUUAUUUUGGAGGCGAAAAUUCCAAAACAUGAACUUUAAAGUUAUAAAUUCAGUGUUUAUAUUUUAACAAAAGUGUUACUUAGUUUAUCACUUUGAAGUUUAAAGUUACUUCUACUACGUACGCAUAAUAUAAAGUAUGUUUUAGUUUGUCCAUGAUACUUUUUGUAGGUUUUGAAGUGACGUCAUAUUUAUACACUUUAAAUAUAUUAGGUGAAAUAUUUAAAUAAGAACAAUUUGAAGACUUUAGAAAGGUUAUACUUAAAAUAAACUAAGAGGAAAAUGCGGUAAAUUCAAGUGAAGAAACUAUUUCAAAGUUAUGACUCAUAGUUGAUGUUAGUGAAUACUGAUUUCGUCUUUAGCUGAUAAAAUGAAUGACAAUAGCAAGAAAAGGUCGAAUAGUUUUCGUAAAUUAUUUCCAAAUUUAUUUUUCAACCAUCGUUCUAAAGAAAAGAAUACGAACAAAGAAUAUGGUCAUAAAAAUGUAGCAGAAUUACAAGCGAAUAAAAAUCAAUAUCAGAACCCCCGAACUUUAGUAGAUAAAAAUACAUUUAUUCAAGAUUCAGGUGCCGCGGAAGAACGGAUAUAUGAAAAUUUGUCAGCGACCCAUAGAUCGGGAAACGAUCGCAUUGUGGACCUUUCAAGCAAUCACUCUUCUAGCAGUACGUUAGUUUCAGAUAAUGUCAAAAAAGAUUUCCCAGACCAACCUAAGAAUGAAAACUUUUAUACUACUUAUAUGGCCAGACCUCAAGUACCGCCAAAACCUCAAGGCGAGAUAAUACAAUCAACAUCACCCAGGCCACAAAAGAUAAAUGAUUUUAACACUACCCAAUAUCCGGACGUAUAUUACCAUUCGUUAGAAAAACUAAUAGAUAAGAUAACACCACUUGAUGAAAUUGAAAUUUACAAAGCAUCACAAGCUCAAGCAAAUCCAGCAUCAGUCGGCGCUGAAAUUAAAAGAGUAAGCACAAAAUUCCUGAUUUCGCCAAAAAAGGAAGCUGAAGUACGAACUAUACAGCCCACAAGAGCGCGAAGUCUUUCAUUGGACAAAAACAAUUCUCAUAAUAUCACCAAUCAAAAUAAUGACCCUGCACGAAAUCAAGAUUAUGUUAAGAAACCUUAUAAUUAUUCUGCACCGACUUCACCAGUUGCUGUGACCCAAAAAAGACCCAACAUUCCUAAAACAGUUUCUCCUUAUGGACACGUUCGAAAAACAAUGUUGGAAACAGAACAAAAACGAAAUUCAAUAAGUAGAUCAAGUCUUGGCAAUAAAUCUACACCCUCACCUAGGCCCCAAUAUCUGGAUAUAAGCAAACCUCCUACUCCUAGAAGUAGCAGCGGAGAUAACGAUAAAGAGAAGACGCGUCAGAAAAUUGAAGCUUUUUAUUGGCAAAAGCUCAAAGAAUUGAAAGAAAAAGAAGACGAACAUCUAUUAAAGCAAUCUUUGGAUAAUAUAUGCAUAUCGCCACAAAAAUUUAAUACGGUAUACUCUAGUUCCAAUUGCAGUACACCGAGUUCUUUUGUAACCGAACCAAAAAGUUACAGUUUACCGCGAGGGCGGGAGUUGAAUUACAACAUGGCCCAACCAAUUUACGCACUUCCACCUUUUGUGAGAGGCGCUCCAGAGCGGCGGACUGAUUCAUUCAUACGAAAUCACACAGCCGACGCGGAUACGGACAUCGUGUAUAGACAAAUGCAAAAGUCUAGUUCAAGAACUACGUCACCUGUAGUUAAUAGACAAAUGCCGAUUUUUCAACGAGGUUCAUUAACCCCAGACGGAAGACACAACAUUUAUCAACCGAAACGAGUGAGUUUCGAAGAGCAGUACCCUAAGACUUCUCUACCAAAUAGCAGUGAUGUUCCAAAAAGUGUUGCGUUAGAUGUGAAGUUAUCGAAUGACAGUUACAAAAUAUUGAGUGCGCGAAAUGCUUUGUUCCCAAGUAAAAUAAAUAAUUCGGGUACUCGGGACUAUGGAACUCCACCUAAACCGCCAGUUCGGACAACGAGUGUAGAUAGUGUCGGGAAAACAUAUAAAAUAAUAAAUAAAAACACAUACUUACCACGUGGAAAUCAUUCAGUGUACUCGGAAUCUGAAAGUGGUUCGGAGGCUGGGGAAAUUCAAAAGAUAUUGCAGAGAACUUCACAGAAUGAGGAAGAUUGGCACGGCGAUGGCUCACGCAUGGAUGGUGGGCUAUCCGACGGAGAAGCGGGUCGGGUGCCGCCGCGAGGGCGACCGUCGCGUCGGGAAGAUCCUCGCCGCCACACUCUCGCUGGUAACCAUCUAUACCUGCAUCCUCACCACCCUAAUCAAAUCAAUUCGUUGGAGCUUGAGCGUAAUGCACCAUUGACUGCAAAGAACAUACCUGAAUAUGCGACUGUCACCAAAUAUCGUGACGUCAGCCAGAAAAUGUUAGAUCCUCGAAUAAGAAAGCACCCGCUGCAAAGAAACUAUCCACCAACGAACAACGCUCUUCUAUUCGAAGAUGAUCCUGGUGUUAUGUCCGAAGUAGAAACUGCAUCUACUGGCUUCAGGCGCGGCGGCAAGCAAAGAUCGUCAUUACCAGUUGUUAGAACUCCAAGCAAAACUUUAGAACGCCCCCUUGGUUUAGUGUUCCUGCAAUAUAGAAACGAGACAAAACGCGCGCUUUUGCCGAAUGAGAUAACAUCGAUCGACACCGUGAAAGCUCUCUUCGUUCGGAGUUUCCCCAAACAGCUGACUAUGCAGUAUAUGGAAUCGCCAAUGGUCAAGAUCUACAUCCAUGACUCCUCCAAGGACAUGUUUUACGAGCUCGAAGAUGUGCGUAGUCAUCUUCAUGACAUAAGAGACCGGUCAGUCCUCCGUCUGUUCGAGUCAAAUGAUAUUGGUGGGGGCGUAUUCCCCGGCGCUGUUGGGGUGGGUUCCGUGUCCAUGCCGGCGGCUGCUACAGCCUGCCCGACCGCAUCGAAUUGGGAUCAGGAACAAAGUUAUUUUAGUGAGCCUGAAAUCGACUCUGAAUACCACCAUCAUCAUGUUCAUAAAUCUAAGGUUAAGGCACCUGCAUACUACAUGGGUACUCCAGCUCCCAGCACUUUGCCUCGAGGUGGUGCCAUCAUAAGGGCGUUCUCACCAGCCGCACCGCCUGUACCGGCUGACCGCGUCAAGACUAUACCAACAACUGUGCCGACCAAGCCGUUGCGAUACGCCCCCGGCACAGGUUCCGAGAGGUGUUUUCCCUUCGCCGACUGUCCUCGGGUGACAGAGCAGCUUUACACAAUCACUGGAGCUAAUACGAGUUCAGGGCUUACAGGAGACGGGUAUGUGUCGUCACCCGAGCGCAGCGCCUCUCGUCCGCCCUAUGAGGACCCAUAUUAUACACAGUUCUUAGGACAAGCUGCAAGACCUAACAUCACACCACUUAUUGAUGAAGAGGCCAGUGAUACUGUAAUUAUCGACGAUUCAUAUCAGUUGUAUGGCGUCAAUGCCAUAACCACAGCGCCGCGGCCAAUGCCACGACCACCAUUUGAUGCCAGAUUGCCGACACAAGUAGAUGACAUGCAACGUUUACGCGUAGAGAAAAUGGAACGCCAGCUAGCGAAUUUAACUGGCUUAGUGCAGAAAGCACUGCAGGUACCCGGGCCCACGCCAGCACCGGCAGCGGCGCCUCGUCAGGAGUUCCAAACUUACCAACCUAGACCGGCUACCACCGAAAAAUCUGUAUCGUUUGAAAAAUCUGUGUCAUUCAGUGAUGAUCCACCAGACAUGAACUCCCCCAAACAACAUUCUCCUCAACACUCAGCUGAUACAAAACCAGCUAAACCGGCAAUCAAAUCAUCCACAUUGCCGAGGACGUCUUCACAAGAACGUGAUAGAUUGAAACCGGCACCUCCGCCGAAACCCGCCGGGCUCGUUAGCCAGCAACUGCCAUUAGCUCCACAGAGAACGUAUACCUUAAACGUUGGUCCCGACUUUUUCAACCAGUUGCGAAUGCUCCAAAAGCAAAGUCACGAUCUCAGAAUCGAGACAAGAAAUUUGCGGCGCUCCACUUUGUCACAGGCCAUUCAAAUGAGACAACUUAUGGCCGACACCAUUGUUAAGAUUGGAGCUAUAGCAGCUAGUUUCUGCGAGAAUGAUCAAGAUUCUUUGACAAGGGAAGAAGAAAUUUACAGACAGGAUAUGUUGCUUCUCGAAAAUGACCUUUAUGAAUUAGAAGCAACAGUCGAGAGACUUCGUGGUCAAGCUGCAAACAGGGAAACUCGAGUGAACAUGGCAGACAUCGAACGUAUUGCCAUGGUGCUCUCAAAGAGCAGCAAAACUGUUGCUGAUUGGAAGCUUAAAUUCCCGAUACUACAAGAUACUAUGAAAGUUAAAUUAGCAUCGGAAAUGGAGAAAGUUGUACGUAAAGAAAAAAUGCUUGAAGAUGAACCAGAGCGUCUUGAACUUGCCUUACGUCGUUGUAAGAAAUUAACAGGAACAUUGGUUACCCUUAAAAGAUUGGCCUGUGUGCAAGAGCAACGUCUUCCUAUCACCGACGGCCGCACUUCCCCAGGGUCUUCCCAAAGCUCUUCAAUCACAGCUGGACCAUCCUCUGAAGAGUUCACUCCGGAAAGUACUUGCCACCUCGCGACUUCUCACAACAAGGGCACCGGUGGCGUCAUCCCCAUACGAACAGCAACAAACAGAGGAACAACAGACGUGCGUCCAGAGAAUGCCCUCGACGCGCUAUUAGAUGAACUGCAAACCUUUGCUAAGCCUUCGGAGCGCGCGGCGAGAACUGAGGGCCCGCUGCGCCGACUGCAUUCGUACCCGAGCGGCAGCGACACCGAUGCCUCGCCGCCGGUCAGGGCACGCGGUCAGCAUCCACCGAAGCCUCCGGUCCCUGAGCGACAUCCAGAACUGCUUGCACUGGCCGCGCGGCGUGCUCCGCCACCGCCGCCGCCCAGGACGACGUCUCGCUCUCCCCUUGCCUCCCCCACCUCGCCAUCCUCCCCUCGCGCUGACUCUGAUUCCUGCCGCUCAAAUCACGACUCAAAUUACGACGAAAAGGGUAACUCGCGUCAGGCGGUUCUUGAACAACGACACCAGGAGCUACUAAAAAAACAAAAGGCUCUCCAAGAGCAGUACGCCCGCUUACAAAUGAUCCAUAGAAGCGGUCCUGCUAUACCACCAAAUGUUCAACUUGAGCUCAAAAAAACAGGUAGCGAGUCAAAUCUCCUUACCAAAAUGAAUUUAAAUCUUGCACCAGCCAACAUAUCCGGCAGUAUGACACAUUUAGCAGCCGAUAGUGAAAGAAAGAGAAAUGACAUUAGUGAUCCUGAAAUUCUGAGCCCGCAGUCGAACAAGGCGCCUGACGCGAUUCCCACCACGAACAAAGUUUACGAGACUGACAUACUGUGACCACAAAGUGAUUGCUUUUGAUACUUGUAUAAUAAUUUUGAUCCCAAUUUUAUAUAUCUUCUAUUAGUAGCAAUGAGUUGUUUUAUAUCUCCAUUUGUAAAAUCACAAUUAGUGUUCAAUAAUAUUAGCGUAUCAUACACAAGUUUGAGGCGUCAUACUGUGCCGCAUAUCCUAAGAGUUUUUGAUGGUAAUAGUCGAUACGUACACUUCAUAUAUCCCUAUAGGCUUCCCGCUUUAUUGGUCGGGCUUCGAAUAAAUCAUUAUAGCUAGAAUGGUCAUAUUAAGUAGUCACUCAUACGUAAAUGUUUCAAAAUUAAUUAUUAGAAUCAAACAUUAAAAUUAACAAAAGAACGUUUUCUAACUAAUAAUUG